Messenger RNA from Clonostachys byssicola, 888 nucleotides. NCBI's taxonomy places the organism in Eukaryota, Fungi, Ascomycota, Sordariomycetes, Hypocreales, Bionectriaceae. The record is from the annotation of a GenBank genome assembly.
AUGGAAGCCAAACCCACUUACCACUUUCCCCCGAACUUCUCUACUCCGCCUCCCCCCCAUGGCCCGUUCCAUCUUGGAACUGUACUACGGGAUUUCGAGAACAAAGAACAGAUGCAGCCACUCAACCAAGGGGAGAUUCAACGGGUCGCCAUUCCUAGUACUGAAAAAUAUACGGAUCACAAGGGAGGGUUCACAGCCACAAGAAAGAAUCUAGUAAGAGGCGAAAGAGGCCUAUGGGCCAAGUUCAUGGCCCUCCAGGGCGUUGGCGGGGAAGCCAGUCUCUCUACGGAGCAGAAUGAUUCUGACAUAUACGAAUUUGGCAGCGUCGAAACGGAGUUUUUCUAUCCUACUGCAAAGUACAUAUCGGACUGCCUUAACCUGUCCGAUGUAGAGGACUACCUGAACGGCUCGAGAUAUAAAAAACCUGUGUAUCUGGUCACUGGAGUAAAAUUUGCCGAGGGGGUGGCAGUCAGACUGGAAAAGAAGAUGAAUGUCCAGGGCAAACUCGAACUGGGUGCGCAUAUUCCUGGAGGACUUGGCAUACAUAUUGGACCAAAGGCCGAAGGCAAACUGGAGGAUGAGCCCCUCUACGUUUUCACAGAGUCAAGUGAUAUCGUAGUUGGCAUCCAGUGCUUAAAAAUAUACCACGAGAAAUCCGGCUGGCUGUUUGGCAAACAAAAGGUGAAGAGUGAGUUUCUUACUUCUGGUGCUGCUUUCUAUGGCACAAAUAGUGAAGCGCUAGAAGAAAAGCUCACCAACUUCAUUGCUGGGGACCCUGAGGGCUACAACAACCCACAUCUGGAUGAGUACGUCGACGGAAACGAGAUUUGGAUGUUGCCCAAGGAGUUUAAGACUCAGAUGUCUCAGGAGACCUUCUUGUCUAGAUGA